This is a messenger RNA of Ostertagia ostertagi, 2832 nucleotides long. Lineage: Eukaryota; Metazoa; Nematoda; Chromadorea; Rhabditida; Trichostrongylidae. The record is from the annotation of a GenBank genome assembly.
AUGAGCAGAGUGGCUGAUACCAUCCAACGAGGUGGACCCCACUCUAGGAGCCCAGUUCCGGUUUCGGCUGGACAAAGGGCCUCCCAACUGCCCUCUUUAGGGCAAUCUACCCCACGUGAUGUUACUAAUCCAAACGAGCGAAACGCUCAAGGAGUAACGGUAGCAUCACGCAGGAGCAGCCUUUGGUCUACCAACGAGCUGAAUAAACUUGCGGACCUGGUCAAUAGGCACAGAGAUGCAAGUGGCCGUAUCCAAUGGAGAAACCUAGGCCCUGCCUGGGAAAGCCUGCGGAAUGAGAAUGACCCCCAAAGGACCAUAGCGGCCCUGAAGGGAGCAUAUGCUAAACUCGCUCGGGGUACCGGGCGAGCAAUUAAUGGAAAUGCGAUAAGAGCUCCAAGAGCUGGAAUCGCAGAACCAAGCGAAAACGCCGAAAGGCAGUCUGAACAAGAAGGUCGAAAUGGCCCAACGCAGGAAGGCAUGGAAGAUGCUAGAGAAGAGCGAACACUCGGACCUAGCAUGCCUACUGCACAAGAACCUCGCGAAACGAGCGAGAGCGGUAAUGAGAACAUUAAGGCGAGUAUGAAAGCCAGGUUCCACAAAUAUUACCGUAUAGCGAUCUCAACUCAAGAUCGGCAGCCGAUAAGAAGACCAAAGGGCGAAAUCCCAAAGGUCUUACUCGGCAUAGGAAACGAAGUUCUUGCAGAAGAGCUUCGAGAAAGAAAGAUAAAAAGGCUAACAUCCCUAAAUGCCGCGGUGUACGCGAUAGCGCGUGUUAUCAGUGCCAAGGCAAUAGAAGAUGCUAGUAAAAGGCUAGAGCCAGAAAGAGAACGCUUCAAUGAAGCGAUUCAGCUCCGAAGCACUCUUAUCCGCUUCAUAUCCGCGUUGGCGGGAGAGCUAAGGAGAAGACGUAUAGGUAGGGACUUGCAAGGAGGGCAAGGCAGGCCCAACCGCUUGUACCUUGAAGUCUCCAAGCUAUAUAAAGUGUCCAGGACUGUCGAUGUUCAGAGGCUCCAAGUGAGACUUCGUGAUCAGUUGAACAUCGUACAGCAAGACAUCAAGAGGAUGGAAGAUGCCAAGAGGCGCUUCCAAGUGAGGCGAAGGGGUCCAUCCUUCGUAGCAAGAGAGCCCCGUGAUCAAGGGGGAAAUGUACCGGUGAACCAAGUACGUGAGUACUGGGCUCCUAUUGUGGGCAAGGUUCAACCGUUCGUAGAAACAGUGGAACUCGCGACAUGGUCGCGAACCCACAGGCGAACCGCAAAUACCCAUGUGGACGUAGACCUCUCAGAAGAUGACUGGAGAACUUUGUUCUCGAGGAUCAAACCCUGGAAGGCUACUGGACCAGAUGGAAUCCAAGGUUUCUGGUGGAAACACCUACCGGAAGCUAAGGAGCGUCUUAAAGAGUGGUGCAUGAAAGCACUGCACAGGCGCAGGGAAGUAAUACCGCGAUGGCUCUGUAGAGGCAAAGUGGUACUAAUCCCAAAAGGAAAAUCAGCGGCCCCAGGCCCCGGAGAUUUUCGGCCAAUAGCAUGUUUGAAUACAUGCUAUAAGAGAAUUAUGUCCAAACAGAGCGUCAGGUACCAUGGCUACCAGAAUGGCAAAGUGGUCAGAAGUGCUCCCCUUGACGUCAGGAAUGGCCUCAUGCAGGGAGAUACUCUGAGUCCACUGCUAUUCUGCCUAGCCAUUGCACCGAUAUCUGGUUGGUUGAGCUCUAACAUCGAGCCAUACAAGACCAAGACUGGCAGUUCUGCCAGAGGAGAAGGUAGCUUUGAGGUGGGGCACAUCUUUUAUAUGGAUGACCUCAAAGUCUACUCUACGAGCUGGGACGACUUGGUGAAAGCCAAGGCUGGAAUCCAGCGAGUAGCAGAGCAGUUAGGGCUGAAGAUGAACCCACAGAAAUGUGCGGUGAAGUCUCUCAACGCUGCUGCGGAAGGAAGAACCGAGAUAGGAGAAAUCCCAAUACUCGGACUCAACUCCUUCUAUAAAUACCUGGGCGCGGAGCAAGAUGCACUUGUCUCUAUGAGAGAAGUGUGGCAAAGAGUCCAGGUCAAUGCUUGGAAUACUGCUGUGCGUAUAAUGAACAGUGAACUUACUGUUCGUCAAAAAGUUCAAGGAUACAACCAGACAGUAAUUCCCAAGCUAAAGUAUGCAGUGUCUUGUGUGAUCUUUGGAAAGGGUCGCCUCAUCUCCUUGAAGAAGAAAGCACGAGACUUCGACAUACGCGUACGUAAGCUGCUGGAAGAAUCGAAAAUGCGAUUCGGAUACAGCUGCGUUGCGAGACUGUAUGUCAGUAAAGAGGAAGGUGGACUAGGCCUGAAGUCUGUGGAGGAGGAGGUUGAACAUACCAUUGUUUACACAUGGUGUUACCUAUCCUCCAACCCAGACUUUAUAGUCCCCUACCAGCUAGCCGAAAGCCUACGAGCUAGCAGUAAAAGGUCACUAACCUCAGACUUUAAGUCCGUUUUAGCAGCCAAUGGACUAGAGGGAAGGGUGACUAGAACGAUAUUAACGUUCAUAGAAGUUGAUGGUCGUAGAUACGACUCUGCAACUAAAGCGGCACGGGUUAUCUCUACUCUAGUACACCAGAGAUGGGCUCAGUUCCAGAUGUCUGAGUGGAGAAAGAGGAGAUUAGCCAGUAGAGUGCUGGAGGACCCAGAUGGUCGCUUCCAACUAAACCACAAGGAUUCGUUCCAAUGGUUAAGUAAGGGAUGGGUGUCAUCUGCAGUUCUCAGAAAAGUGUGGGCUGCUAUAAGUAAGGCUCACUACUCACUAGAGCAAGUGCCCCAGGACGUGCGGUUCAGGCUUCCGUCACGUGCCGAAUGGGGUGUCCAAUGA